GUCAAACACACCUGCUAGCUGCAAAACCCACGCCGCUGUUGAGGUCAUAGCACUGACUGUAUAUGAGACCUGGACUGAGUGACCCUUCACCCCUGGCGUUCCAAACAGGAAGUACCUGCUGGCUGCUACAUACUUUUUUUAACAUCUUCUUUAAAAUCCUCACUUAAAAAACUGCAUUUUUUUCUGUAUCCCCAUCCCGGCCAUUUGUUUUUGGUGGUGCCCGCUUUCCCCCACAUCAAAUGUUCCAAACGUUUGAUUGACAGAUUCUUCAGACCCUGUUUUCAGUGGUAAGGGUGUGGCCUUCAAACAAGCUCAAUCCUGAUUAGCGAGAGUUGUUGCCAUAGAAACGAUGACUCAGACCGACGGACCUAUCACUGCUUACUGAAGUUGUCUGGCUCCAACACGGUGAUGUCCGUAUCGCAAAAAAAAUGGCGACUGAAUUGACUUCAUUUGGUUCUGAGGCAGAAGUAAACUAUUUCAAUGGGUGACGUAAGACUCCCAUUGAAAUAGUCAUCCAGUCAUUCAUUCCAGUUCUCUGUGACGGUCAAUGGGUCAAACAGUGAAAGAAUUGAUGAACCCUGUGGUCAUGUGACCCGUUGUUUUUUUUAUUUUUUAUUGACUAGGUAUAAUUUCCUGGAAGCCCCACCUUCCCAAAAACAGAUGACAGAGUCCGUCUGCUGUAAUUUGUGUUCAUUCAGGUUAUUCUGGAGAUAACUUUGGAGAUAAAAGUGUUCUAUACAGACUGUACAGGUUCUUAUAUUUCAAAUUGAAAUGAAUAAAAGAAGAGCCAACACCUUUUGAUGGACACCAUGCGAUGGGCGGAGUCAUCAGCUCAUUCUGGUUUCUGUGGCACUGAGCUUCAUGGCGUUUUUGGUGGGUGUGUUGGGGUUUCUGUCUGUUAAACCGUGAUGAAGAACUGCAGUGAGUAUGUCCAGAAACGUGUCACCGUGCUCAGUGAUGUUUAAAGACCCACUCCGAUAAAAAUGGUCUCUUUGGUGUUUUUGACAUGUUUUCUAAUGAUGGAGGGCAUAGAUAAAGAAAAUUAAGCUUCAAUUCUGUAAUCUGUUCUCCCCCAUCCCCUGAGGGAACGGUGAGCUGCACACAGAGCCUCACUCAAGAACCAUAUGAUGGUUUAACGUCCAGUCCAACCCCCUUCAUGCUGAUUGUCAAGCUGGACCCCAUUUUUAGAGUCUUUGGUUGCCCUGGAUUUGAACUCAAGACCUUUAAGUCUCAAGAGCUGACGAAAAAAAUGCUUUUUGAAAAAGUUCGUAGCUGUGACGUACGCCGUUCAGCAGGCCAGCAGUGCUGCCCAUAAGUCAGAGACUUUUGCCGACCCCAACAGGCGCCUGGAGCUGCGUUUCCGGCCCCAGGACCCUUUCUGUCACUCUGCCUGCGGGAACCGCCUCUCCUCCAGCAACAUCCUCCUCCGAGUGAGGCGGCGCGUCCGAAGAAAAGACCCCAAGGACGCCGAGAUCCAGAUGGAUGUAGUUGGAAUCAUUGGAACCACCUAUAAAUUCCAAGGCCUGGCAGACUUUCAGUACCUGGCCGUGGACUCUCAGGGAGGAAUGCACACGUCUCUGUACGACAGAAUAAUCCUGCGCCAAACGGAGACCCAGGAGUUCUUCGAACAGCCCGUGCCGUACUUCCUGCCGCCCGUGAUCUUCUCGCGCCUGGACAACCCCAUGGACUACUUCUACCGCGCCGAAGCCCAUCAGGCCCCCCAAACGUACGCAAACAAGAACUCCAUUGGUUUGAAUCGCGCUCGCCGGCCCCACAACGCCAUAUUUGUCAGCUUCAACGACGCCGUGGUGCCCACAGAGUGUCUGGAGGGGGCCAGGCAGAACUGGGCCCGCUGCUGCCUGAAGGACAAUGACCGACUGGCGGAAGAGCAGAUAAAGAAGAUGUUUGAGAGCCGGCCCAUCUGGUCCAAGAAUGCAGUGAAGGCCAACUUCAACAUCCACCCGGAGAAGCUGAAGCUGCUGCUGCCUCUCUUCGCCUACUACAUGGUGACCGGACCGUGGCGAAGCCUGUGGGUCAGGCUAGGCUACGAUCCUCGCAAGGACCCGGAGUCCAAGAAAUACCAGAUGCUGGACUUCAGGAUGCGCUGCAGCACCAAACACGGAUACUCCUUUUCCAAAUUGCUGGUGAAAGCUAAGCGGAGCUCCCUGAACUACAGCCUUCCCAUCACGCUGAACAAAGCAGUCCCUCAGGCCACCAGCGUGAUGCAUAUUCCCUCUCGGGAAAACCCCAGCACCAGCCGGGAUUCUGCUCCUCUGUCCUACCAGCUGAAGGAGUCUGCAUACAUCUUCAGGGAAGGCAUGCUUCCUCCGUACCGACAGAUGUUCUACCAGCUCUGUGACUUGGACGUGGACAGCAUCAGGCAGGCGAUCGAGCAGAGCAGCGGGACGGAGCAGCAGUGCUUGGAGCGAGAUGGCUGGUGUGCUGCCGGCACCACGGACAAGCUGAGGGACCUGAUCUUCUCCAUGAUCAAGAAUGUCAUGCAGGCUCAGAAACAAGGUUUCCUUGACCUCCCCAAAAAGAAACGGCGCAACAAACUGUGUGUACAAUCUCUGUUGAAAGAUGUGGAUCCAGAGGAAGAGGAGGAGGAAGAGGAGUGUGAAAACAAGGAGGAUGAGGACGAGGAUGAUGAAGUUCAGCUGUCUGAUGGAAGUGAAAAUGAGAUGGAGACAGAAAUUCUUGAUUAUUUGUGACAAAAGUCAUUUUUGACCUCAAGCUUCUUGUUUUGAAAUUGAAUGUAAUGUUUAAAUAUUAUAAAUAAAGUUGAAAACUGUUCGGUUUUAUUUUUAAAAAAA
Molecule: messenger RNA, 2813 nt
Organism: Oryzias latipes (Japanese medaka)
Lineage: Eukaryota; Metazoa; Chordata; Actinopteri; Beloniformes; Adrianichthyidae
Gene: gtf3c5
Product: general transcription factor IIIC, polypeptide 5
Biological process (GO): transcription initiation at RNA polymerase III promoter
Cellular component (GO): transcription factor TFIIIC complex
Molecular function (GO): RNA polymerase III type 1 promoter sequence-specific DNA binding; RNA polymerase III type 2 promoter sequence-specific DNA binding
Source: RefSeq, a predicted model, not a curated record